Molecule: messenger RNA, 153 nt
Organism: Micromonas commoda
Lineage: Eukaryota; Viridiplantae; Chlorophyta; Mamiellophyceae; Mamiellales; Mamiellaceae
Exons: 1
Source: RefSeq, a predicted model, not a curated record
GAGAGCGCCGACUGCACCAUCUGCAUGACCACCCUGAACGAGCCCGGGGAGACGCUGUGCAGGCUCGACUGCGGCCACGGAUUUCACGUGGAGUGCCUCGAGAGCUGGCUCCACAACGAGCGAACCUGCCCCAACUGCAGGACGAAGGUUAUC